AUGAACAAAUUAGCAGCUUUAAUUUGUUUAUCCGUUCUUGGUCUAGGAUAUGGCCUUCCAAAUCCUCUGCCACAAAGUCUUGACUUAGAACACCUGGAGCAAUAUGCGACCCACGUCAGCACAGGAGCCAGAUAUGACCCAAUCCAAACAAAUGUAUACCAUUUGUUUACAAGGGAUAAUCCAGUUGUCAGCCAGCCCUUAAUUUUGAACAAUCCCUCACUACUUCAGACUACUAACUACAGGAAGGACAGACGCACAAUUGUUCUCAUCCAUGGAUGGUUGGAAUCAGUUACCGCUAACUUUAAUAGUGUUCUUAUUCCAGUGUUCCUUGCCGCUGAAGAUGUCAACAUCAUCGUAGUAGACUGGAGUAUUGGAGCAAGUUCCAUUGACUACAGGACUGUUAUUAGGAACACUAUCGCAUCUGGUGAAGCUGUGGGAGCCUUCAUUAACUGGGUGAACAGAGAGUCGGGCGCCACUCCUACCAUGUACCAUAUUGUUGGACACGGCUUCGGCGGACACCAGGCUGGUAUUGUUGGCCGAAAUGUCGACGGUGAUAUUGCUUACAUUACAGCUCUGGACCCUGCUUUCAUUGGUUGGGUCAGCCACCCUGACCGCUUCGAUGCCAACGAUGGGCAAUAUACUGAAGUUAUCCACACGAACUACGGCAUCAACGGUUACCUAGCAGACCUUGGCCACGUUGACUUUUACCCUAACGGAGGCAUAUCUAUGCCAGGAUGUGACUCCCACGCCUGCGACCAUGCACGAAGCUAUUUCUAUUUUGCUGAAUCCAUCACAUCAGGUGGUUUCACUGGCAGACAAUGCUUGAACUAUUUCGCUGCUAUUAUGAGCUCAUGUGAUUUAUUGCCAGGAAGAUUAGAGAUGGGAGGACUCAGACCUAAGAUUGGGAGAACUGGUGUAUACUUGUUGGAAACAAACGCAUCCCCUCCGUUCUCCCAAGGUUGA
Messenger RNA from Spodoptera littoralis (African cotton leafworm), 963 nucleotides. NCBI's taxonomy places the organism in Eukaryota, Metazoa, Arthropoda, Insecta, Lepidoptera, Noctuidae. The record is from the annotation of a GenBank genome assembly.